GCGGCGCACUGUAGCUGUCACACUGGAGUACACAAUCGAGACCUAACUGUUUCUUAUCACUGAAUGAAUGUGUAUUUUAAUGUUACGAUUCUUUUUCGGUCGUAAAAGAUCAAAAUGCAAUUUAACGUCAUAAUAUCGCUUCAAUGUUCAUGAAUUACAUGUCAUUGAGCUGGUAGACAUGAUGUCGCUAUUUAGACCCCACGGGCUCUUUCUGCCCUUUAUUAAACGCUUUACAGAUAUUAAAGUAUGCCGCGUUAAACGCAGGUUUCAGGGCUGUACCUAUAACAUUACAGUAUUCAGACACAGGUGGAUAAAGAGCCUCGGUUCUGUCAGAGACUUCAGCUCAUCUGCGACAGAGAAGGAGACCUUCGACAUGUCACGGUUUCCUGCGGAGAGAAUUCGAAACUUCAGCAUCAUUGCUCACAUUGAUCACGGCAAGAGCACUUUAGCAGACCGUCUGCUGGAGAUGACAGGAGCCAUUGCAAAGACGGCAAGCAACAAGCAGGUCCUGGAUAAACUGCAGGUGGAGAGAGAACGAGGAAUCACCGUUAAAGCUCAGACCGCUUCCCUUUUCUACCAGCACCUAGGACAGACUUACCUGCUCAAUCUCAUCGACACACCGGGCCAUGUUGACUUCAGCUAUGAAGUAUCACGGUCUAUAUCCGCAUGCCAAGGAGUUCUGCUUAUUGUAGAUGCAAAUCAGGGAAUUCAAGCUCAAACGGUUGCCAACUUCUACCUGGCAUUUGAGGCUCAACUUGCAAUCAUCCCUGUGAUAAACAAGAUUGAUUUGAAAAAUGCUGAUCCGGAGCGAGUGGAGAAGCAGAUCGAAACAGUCUUUGAUAUUCCAAAGGAAGAGUGCAUCAGGAUUUCUGCAAAACUGGGUACAAAUGUGGAGCAAGUUCUCCUAGAGGUGGUCAAGCGGAUUCCUCCUCCAGCAGUGAGAGUGGAGGAUCCAUUUAAAGGCCUUGUCUUUGACUCCACCUUCGACCAUUACAGAGGAGUCGUGGCCAACAUCGCUCUGUUCGGUGGACGGGUCUCCAGAGGAGACAGAAUUGUUUCUGCCCACCUGGGAAAGUCGUUUGAGGUCAAUGAGCUGGGCAUCCUGAGACCCGACCAACACCCCACAGAAACACUGUAUGCCGGGCAGGUGGGUUAUGUGAUCGCAGGGAUGAAGGAAGUGAAGGAGGCCCAGAUCGGAGACACUCUUUACCUCCAUAAACAGCCAGUGGAGGCGCUUCCUGGGUUCAAACCAGCCAAACCCAUGGUGUUUGCAGGCAUGUAUCCCAUGGACCAAUCAGAAUACACAGCCUUGCGCAGCGCUUUGGAGAAACUGACGCUCAAUGAUUCCAGUGUGAGCAUUCAGAAAGACAGCAGUCUGGCUCUGGGGGCCGGAUGGAGGCUGGGAUUUCUGGGUUUGCUGCACAUGGAGGUGUUUAACCAGCGUUUAGAGCAGGAGUACAAUGCAUCGGUGAUAAUAACAGCACCGACUGUACCGUACAAGGCCGUGCUGGCAUCUGCCAAACUCAUAAAGGAAUAUGGAGAGGAAGUGAUCACCAUCAUCAACCCUGCUCAGUUCCCUGAUAAGUCAAAGGUGCUGGAGUAUCUAGAACCCAUGGUGACGGGAACCAUCAUCGCUCCGGACGACUUCACUGGGAAGAUCAUGACUCUGUGUCAGGGUCGCAGGGGCAUUCAGAAGAACAUGGUCUACAUUGAUGACCAUCGGGUGAUGAUGAAGUACGUUUUCCCUCUAAAUGAGAUCGUGGUAGACUUUUACGACCAGCUCAAGUCCAUGUCAUCAGGAUACGCCAGUUUUGAUUAUGAGGAUGCUGGUUAUGAGGCCGCUGAUUUGAUCAAGAUGGACUUUCUACUCAACGGGCAACCAGUGGAGGAACUCGCUGUUAUCGUUCAUAAAGAUAAAGCAUACAGUUCGGGCAAAGCCAUAUGUGAAAGACUGAGCGAAUCCAUUCCCAGACAGAUGUUUGAGAUCGCAGUGCAGGCCGCCAUCGGCAGCAAGAUCAUCGCUCGAGAAACGAUCAAAGCUUUCCGAAAGAAUGUUCUAGCAAAAUGUUACGGCGGUGACAUUACACGAAAAAUGAAACUACUCAAGAAGCAAGCUGAGGGAAAGAAGAAAAUGCGGCGUGUUGGAAACAUCGACGUCCCAAAAGACGCUUUCAUCAGUGUUCUAAAGCGGAAGUAGUUCAUAAUCAUAAGACAUUAAAACUUCAGCAUGUUCAUGUCCGUAAAUCAAACCUGUGGACAGAAUGGGGAGUGAUUUAGAAACGCUAUUAACGUUCAUAUAACUAAGUGUUGUUAUUCUGGGAACCCACAGCAGGUUUUGAUGGAUUAAUCUUCAUGGUGGAAACAACACUGCAGUACUCGCAGGAGCAGAUUCAGAGACUGCAAGCUAAGGGUUUUCACUGGAGUCGUUCAGACUGAGCGAACGCAGAAGUCAUUGGCAGAACUCCUUUUCUUUGAAAACAUUUAUUUUAUUUCCGUCAACUGCUGGGGGAGUUGCUGUGAAUGUAAAGCUGAACACGGUCCAGCUUGGGUUUGUUGAAAUGUUUCUGAGUGUUUGAGCAAUACGUGCUGCUUUUAAAUGAAUAGUUCACCCAAAACAUGAGAAUGAACUCACUCACACUACCCUUUAAA
Messenger RNA from Danio aesculapii, 2649 nucleotides. It is a transcript of the gene guf1, whose product is annotated as GTP binding elongation factor GUF1. Lineage: Eukaryota; Metazoa; Chordata; Actinopteri; Cypriniformes; Danionidae. Gene Ontology annotation, cellular component: mitochondrion. Gene Ontology annotation, molecular function: mitochondrial ribosome binding; GTP binding; GTPase activity. The record is from RefSeq and is a predicted model, not a curated record. Gene Ontology annotation, biological process: positive regulation of translation. The transcript is spliced from 17 exons. The coding region runs from base 179 to 2197 and encodes 672 amino acids.